CAAAAUAGGGAGAAAUAGCAAAAUCCAUACUGCCAGGACAGAACCUUUGACGAAAAGUUAUUCCAAUCAGGAUAUGGUAAGAGAUAACAGACAGAAGGACAUAAAAACAACUCCUAUUAUUACAACAUCAGCACGGUCGUCUACCGUUAAAUCACAUUCAUCACACUCGACAACAUUGGAACCUCCUUCUAGUUCCAUACAAUCAGAAUCAUUGUUAACAUCAACUUCUGUGAGUAUAGUGAGCUCAACGAGACUUCACAGUUCUCAGAGUUAUACUUCUUUGUUAAAUUCUACUAGUACUAUGACAACUAGCUCAACUAGCAACUCGGAGAUACAUACCUCAGAAAGUAGUACAGGUAGAAUGACAUCCACGGGACAUAUCUCUUCAGAAUCACAUAGGACGCCGCCUGUUGCUCUUAAAAACGGAAAUAAAGUAAUUCAUAAUGAACUAAAUGCGUCAGAUGAUUUUGUACCAGUUCUUAUUAAAACCAAAGAUACGAUAAUGAAAAUAAAAGCCGAUAUUAAGGCACCAAAAGGUGUAAAUACAAGUAGUGCCAGUUACGAAAGUUAUAACAAGGUUCACAGAGCAAGAAUUGAACAAAUAAAACAUGUUUGUAGUGACAAACAUUUGUUUGAGAAUACAAUGUUGAAAGGUCAUUCAAAGAUUAUAUUUUAUAAGUCAGAAAAUUACAAUUUCUCUUACUGCAAAGUACCGAAAAGCGGAAGCACGUUCUGGACAAGGGCCUUUGGAAUAUUGAAACGUGGUUUGAGUUACGGUAAUUUCAUUUUCAAAUUAUCAAGGCGAAAUGUUCACAACACUAUGCUACAAUAUAUGACAGAUGUUCAGAAUGUUAUAAAUGAAAAAUCUAGAACAAUCCUAGUGUCACGUGACCCAUAUUCACGCUUAUUCUCAGCCUAUGUAGAUAAAUCAUAUCUUCUCUUGAUGAAAAGUUUAAAUUUUCAGAUACGCCACAUACAGGAAGAUUAUGAUAUAACUAACAUUUCUACCUGUCCGACUGAUGUUACAUUUCAGGAGUUUUUGGACUGGAUAAUAUCUGAAGCAAGACAAGGUAAAACAUUAGAUCGACAUUGGUCACCGGUUUACUCUCUCUGUCGGCCAUGCGAAAUUAAUUCGUUUAUUCUUGUAAAGCAGGAAUCAUUUGCCAAGGAUGUUGAGUUUGCAUUGCAGCAGGUUGGAGUUGAAAAAGACAAGUUUGAUUAUAUCAAUCAAGCGCUCCAUGACCAUAGGGCUGAAUUAAGUCUUCCAGGAAUCAUUGAUACAUUGUUUCUUACAGCUAGUAAUCUGGUAACUAGAAAAUGUCUUGGCUAUUUAAAGUUUUCAAAACGUGUUUGGGUAUCACUUCAAAUUCAAGGGUUUAUCGAUAAACAAAUAGAUUUUCCUAAUGACAAAAUCAACGAAACUAUGUUUGCGAAUAGUAAAAACCUUACAGAGAUUGUUUUACAAACACUGCGAGACUUUCCAUUGAGCUCUAGUCAGAGUCAGCAUCAGCGAUAUGAAUAUCUUUAUCAGGCAUAUCAAACAAUUAAACCUGAAACUAUAAAAGAUAUACAAGAACUUUAUAUACACGACUUUGUACUCUUUGGAUAUAAUACUGAACCACCAACAAAAUAUUUUGAUACCAAAUGGUAUUAUCAAUAAAAAA
Messenger RNA from Ruditapes philippinarum (Manila clam), 1664 nucleotides. RefSeq lists its product as uncharacterized. The transcript has a single exon. Bases 74 to 1660 code for a protein of 528 amino acids. Gene Ontology annotation, molecular function: sulfotransferase activity. Gene Ontology annotation, biological process: carbohydrate biosynthetic process. The record is from RefSeq and is a predicted model, not a curated record. Gene Ontology annotation, cellular component: membrane. Lineage: Eukaryota; Metazoa; Mollusca; Bivalvia; Venerida; Veneridae.